AAUGUUGAUAGCAUUUGUGUUUGCUAAUAUCAAUUUUUUAAAAAAUUGUCAAAAUUAUCCGAGUAUCGUAUUAUUUUAAUUCUGUCAUGUUGCGAUUUUAGUAACGAAUAAAUUUGAAGGCUUACCUGCUAUAGAAUUUAUAUUUACACGCCAUGUUUUUCGACGAUGAAGAAAACAGCCUUGCCCAGCGAGAAAUAUUGCAAGCCUUUAGUCAAGAAAUCCUUGCUCUCGGUUCAAAUUUUGAUGUAUCAUUUGGUAUAAGGAAUAUACCAACGCAUACAGAAGAUGGAAUACCUAUCAGAAAGCUUUAUGUAUCCAAUUUACCUCCAAAAACCACGCGAACGGAACUUUUCGGUGUUUUUGCUCAAUAUGGAUUUAUCAAGAGCUGCUGGCUACGAAUGGGGGAUAAAGGACCAAACAGAACUCCGACACCUACAUAUGCAUUUGUAACAUUUAUUAAUCCUGAUGAUGCACACAAGGCUUUGCAAGCUCCUUAUCAUGAAAAACAACUCCGAGGACGCAAUUUACGGAUUUCACCAGCUGAUAGUUGGCACCAACCAGCUGAAGAUGCUGAUGGCAGAGUAUGCUGGAAGCCAAAUAGUCAGCGACAAGAAGAAAAUAAUGCGUCACCUAGCGGCAAUGAUGGUGAACAACACAAUGAUGUACCUAUACAAGACUCACCUAGUAACACAGAAAAGGAUACAGAUGAUUCAAACACACUAGCAAAUGAGCAACAACAGGGCUUCUCUGAAGCUGAUUCAGGCUUCAACAUAUUGGAUAUACUUAACAGAGAUUGCAUGCAUCAUGUGCUCAGUUAUGUACCUAUAAGAGACCUUAUCCGUUCAGAAAGAGUUAGCAAGAGAUGGCAAGAUCUGAUCCAAGAAUUUCUUCUCGGUAUGUUUUUUUUUAACUUUAUAAAAGUAGGCUUUUAAAUUCUAAGUCAUUUUCAUUUAUAGGUAUCGUAAGACUCCGAUAUGUGAAAUAUCAGGAUAAUAAUGUGGGAGCAUAAAUGGUAGAUGUGAAAUUUUCUACUAUUAUUAAGUGUAAAGUGGUGAAACAGUGAUGGAAAGUAUCAUCAUAAAUGCAUGAUGUCUGGUACUUUAGCCGCCGAUCUGGUUGCUAAUGAGAGCUUCCACGAUUUUUUCUGCCACCAGGGCGGCACCACUUAGGAAUGAGUGUAGAGUGUAGUGAUUAAUGUUUCAUUCUGAAAUAUUAUUUAUAUUUUAUAUUAGCAGGUAUGGUAGACAGGAUAAGGAUAUAGAACGACGAGUGAAUGCAGGAAAUAGAGUGAAUGGGGCUCUACACCCUAUUGUGAAAAGUCAGAAUGUGUCCAAAAAGGCACGCAUGGCAAUUCAAAAUGCUGUGUUAGUCCCUACUUUAAUGUGUGGUUGUGAAAGUUGGGUGUGGCAGAAGAAGCACGAGAGUAAAAUAAAUGCUGUAGAAAUGCGGUCAUUAAGGAGUAUGUUAGGGAUGAAUCUGAAUGACAGAGUGAGAAAUUGUGUUAUAAGAGAAGAGUGUGGUUUGCAAGAUGAUGUUGUGACCAGGAUUAAAAAAGGAAUGCUUCGGUGGUUUGGUCAUGUAGAAAGAAUGAAUGAGGAAAGAGUGACAAAGCAAAUUUAUGUUGCAUAGGUGAACGGCAAGGUCAGGAAGGGAUGCCCUAGGCGAAAGUUUAUCGACCAAAUUGGCGAUAUAUUGAAAAUGGGCCAAAUCAAGAGUACCUCUAACCGACGAGCGUGUAUGCGUAGGUAUAUGGAUGUGGAGGAAGCGAGAGAGGUGUGUCAGGAUUGUGUCAAAUGAAAGUCCAUACUCUCUGCCUACCCCUUUGGGUGACAGGCGUGAGUGUUUAUAUAUUUUAUAUAUAUUUAUAUUAAUUAGAUUAGAAAUAGUUUCACAAAACUACAGCUAUUUAUAAAAAAGUAGAAUUAAGAAAAAAAUGUGUAAAUAAUUAAAACAUACAGCACAUGGAUUCAUCAUGAAACGAAAAAAAAAAAACGAGAAUCAGUGUUGCCGUGUAGUGGUGGUUAAGAAUAUCCACUACUCCAUAUCUUCCCGUGGGUGUCGUAAUAGGCGACAGUGGGAAACAGACAGGAGAUGGGCAGCAGCAUCUUCCUGAUAACAGCAAAGCAACAAUAAAAAAACUGUGGUUGCCGACCCGCUCGUCAAGCGUAGCAACUAUGGCAAAUAUCCCCCCAUGAUGAAAGUUACGAAAAGACGGGUCCCAGUCCACGGCGGCCCCGCUAUUCUUAGCUACGGCGUCGACCAUGGUAACGGCAGGGCAGUGGAUGCUAAGAAUCUCCGGUGGAGGUUCGGAUGCCACCUAAGACGUCUCGACCUGGCAACAUACAACGCACGCACCCUGAGGACUGACGAGAAGAUUCUGGAGCUGAAAGAAGGGAUAGACAAGUUACGCUGGCGUAUUAUAGGAUUAUCAGGAAUUUACUAUUUGUUGCAAGUGUACUUAAAAUCGGCGACGAGGUUCGCCACCCGUCACGUCCUGUCUCCCGGGGGGGCGAAAAGUGGAUUGCGGAGGCCCGUCUGGCCACGUUGAAUGUAUGUGGAGCAAUGAAUGAUAAGAUGGAUGAAGUAUGCGAAAUGAUGAAUGAUAGAGGAAUAGAUGUGUUAUGUGUAAACGAGACGAAACGAAAGGGAAGAGAUGUCACUGCACAUGGCAUGUAUACCGCUUACUGGUCUGGAGUAGACGAGACCGAGCGGGCAUGCCAAGGAGUCGGUGUCAUCCUUUCAGAAAGAAUGGGUCAAUGUGUGAAAGAGUAUGAAUGUGUUAGCCCAAGGCUGCUGUGGAUGCGAAUGAAAGUGGGCUUAAAGAAGUUGUUUGUGCUAGGGGUGUACGCCCCAGAUAUGUCUAAGCCCACUUAUAUCCGAGAGCAGUUUUGGGACAUGGUAAGGCUGGUGUUGAUUAAAUGUAAGAAAAAUGAAAAUAUUAUUAUGUUAGGAGAUUUUAAUGGAAGGGUUGGGGUGAAGAGGUCUGGUUAUGAAAGGAUAUUAGGAACGUUUGGCGAUGAAAGAAUAAAUGAGAAUGGUGAAGACCUCCUCACCGUAUGUGUGGAAAAGAAUCUUUUUGUGGCGAACACUUUCUUUCGCCAUAAGAGGAUUCACAUGUAUACAUGGGAAAGAGGGGAUGAUAGAAGCAUGAUAGAUUUUAUAAUUGUGGAUGAAAGAAUGAGGAGCGCAGUGGUAGAUACAAGGGUUUACCGGGGGUCCAACGUAGGGACGGAUCAUUACUUGGUCUUAUGUCGAAUUAAUGGUCUAUUCAGACGUUGGCGGCAUCGGACAUCGGUGUCUACCACUGCGUUACAGCGUAUAAGAAUAGAGAGGUUACAAGAUGAAGGUGUGAAAGAGAAGUAUAAAUGCAGAUUGAGGGAAAAUAUAAGUGGGUUGAAUGAAUUAUGUAUGAAUGAUUUAGAAUUGAAGGAUGUAUGGAAUAAUAUUAAGAAAGUUUUGGUGGAUGCAGCCACCGAAGUAUGCGGUGUAAGUAAGAGAACGAAUGAAAGGAAAAGUAAUACAUUGUGGUGGGAUGAUGAGGUACGGAUGGAAGUUGAAGCAAAGAAGAGAGCAUGGCUAGAUUUACUAGCAACUAAAGCUGGUAAUUCUGGCGGUAUGAAUGAUGAG
Molecule: messenger RNA, 3627 nt
Organism: Parnassius mnemosyne (clouded apollo)
Lineage: Eukaryota; Metazoa; Arthropoda; Insecta; Lepidoptera; Papilionidae
Source: the annotation of a GenBank genome assembly